Molecule: messenger RNA, 1602 nt
Organism: Carya illinoinensis
Lineage: Eukaryota; Viridiplantae; Streptophyta; Magnoliopsida; Fagales; Juglandaceae
Product: rust resistance kinase Lr10-like
Exons: 2
Coding region: 262-1284 (340 amino acids)
Biological process (GO): protein phosphorylation
Molecular function (GO): protein kinase activity; ATP binding
Source: RefSeq, a predicted model, not a curated record
CUUUUUUAAUUUUUUUAGUGAAUUAAUCAUUCCUUAAACUACGAAACAAGAAAUAGUUAGACAUCAUUAUUAAAUUGACAUUAAAAAUAAAAACUGUGCCAAACCACAAGAAUUUUGAAAUGGAAAUUAAAAGAAUAGGAUCACUUUCGUAUAAUUACUUUUGUGUUUUCAUUUCCAGAAUGGCAUGUGGCAAUUAGUGUAUUAGGCGCUCCAUUUGUGAUUGCAUUUUUGAUAUAUAAAUGGCGAAGAAGGCACUUAUCCAUGUACGACAAUGUUGAGGAAUUUCUGCAAACCCAAAAAAACCUCAUGCCAAUAAGGUACUCUUUCUCAGAAAUUAAGAAAAUGACCAAAGGUUUUAAGAAAAAUUUGGGUGAAGGAGGAUUUGGCACAGUUUUUAAAGGAACACUUCGAAGUGGACGUCUUGUAGCAGUAAAGAUGUUAAGCCAAUCCAAAGCAAAUGGGCAAGAUUUUAUCAAUGAAGUAACGACCAUUGGAAGGAUCCAUCAUGUGAAUAUAGUGCAACUCAUUGGUUUUUGUGUUCAUGGUUCAAAGCGUGCCCUCAUAUAUGAGUUCAUGCCCAACGGAUCUCUAAACAAACACAUUUUUUCAUCAGAGACAAAUAUCCUCAACUACGAUAAAACAUAUGAUAUUGCUUUAGGAGUGGCUCGUGGAAUUGAUUAUUUACAUCAAGGAUGUGACAUGCAAAUCUUACAUUUCGACAUUAAGCCCCACAACAUUCUCCUCGAUGAGAAUUGGAACCCCAAGGUUUCGGAUUUUGGCUUAGCAAAAUUGUACCCUGUGGAAGAUAGUAUUGUUCCUUUGACUCAUGCAAGAGGAACAUUUGGAUACAUGGCUCCUGAAAUAGUUUACCAAAACAUUGGAGGCGUUUCAUAUAAAGCUGAUGUCUAUAGCUUUGGAAUGUUGUUGAUGGAAAUGGCGAGUAGAAGAAAGAACUUGAAUGCAUUUACUGAACAUUUAAGCCAAAUUUACUUCCCCACUUGGAUAUAUGAUCAAUUGCAUGAUGGAAAGAAUAUAGAAAUACAAGAUGCUACAGAAGAUGACAGGAAAAUAUGUAAGAAGAUGAUGAUAGUCGCAUUAUGGUGCAUACAAUUGAAGCCUACCGAUCGUCCAUCAAUGAACAAAGUCGUCAAAAUGAUUGAAGGAGAUGUUGAAUGCUUACAAGUUCCUCUCAAGCCUCUCCAACCAUCACCAAAUAGAGAGAUAAAGGGUGCUAGAGAUAAUUCAAAUCAAGCUUCAUCGUCAAUUCAGUCACACCACCCUUAGUACUUGGAAAGUUUAAGUUGUGACAGGUCCAGAAGAUGGUGAUGAAUUCCAACCCCUAGCUAAGGAUGAUUAAGGACAAGCCAGACCCUGACCGUCAACUAGAGUUAAUUGUGAUGUUCCUAGAAAUGGUCAUGUUCACCAUUCAGCGCAUCUAAGAGAUGCUUUGAAAUUGUUUUGUUUUGAAAGCUCCUGAUGAACCCAAUAUGUAAUAAGUAGAUAUAAUAUCCAUAAAAAUGUUUGAACUAUUGCGUUGCACUUGGACAUCUACUAAGUAAGGCAUUAAUUAUGUUUUAAUUAAGCGUUGGGAUGUUUAGUUAA